GCGUAUCCUUUGGGAUCCAGGUUAGACUUCUGCUGCACAUGGCCACGGCUUGGCCCGAAGAGGAGAGCUUUGCCUGCUCAGUAUGCCUGGAAACCCUGAAGGACCCCACCACCCUACCAUGUGGACACUCGUACUGCUUGGCUUGUAUCCAGAACCACUGGGACACCAAGGGUCUGUGCAGCUGCCCUCAGUGUAGACAGGUCUUCAACCCUCGACCCUCGCUGGCCAAGAGCACCCUGCUUGCAGAGGCCAUGGAGAAGCUGAGAACCAACAGCCUCAAGCAAAACUCCUUCAAAGCAGCUUUUCCAGCCCCACCUCCACCAGUGCCUAUCUACCUGGAGGUUCUUUCGGAUGUAGGGCCGAGGAAGGGCAGCGUGUACCCACAGCUUCCCAAGGUUGAAUCCAGACACUGCUCUCUACACAAUCGACCUCUUGAUCUUUUUUGCCACCAAGACAGGGAGUGUGUUUGUGAGGUGUGUUGCCAGCAUGCACACAGAGGACACCAUGUGCUCAAACCGCAAGAAGAGAGAAUGGAGAGACAGAAAGAGCUCAUCCAGAUGCAGGCCGAGGUCCAGAGAAGAAUCCUCGAGUCUGAGAGGAUGCUCAAGGAGCUCCCACCCGCUGCACGUCAACACAAGGCCCUACUGCAGGCUCUGGAAAAGGAGAGUUCAGAUUUGUUUCCCGAUCUCGUUAAGAGCUUGAACCAAACAGGAACUGGAAUUUGUGAGCUACUUGGGAGCCAUGAGACGGCCUUUUGUAGCCAAGUUGAAGGGCUGAUCCAGGGCCUGGAGCAGGAGGUGGCACAGCUCCACUGGAAGCAUGAGGAGCUGAUCAGAAUAGCUGAUCUUCAGGAUGAUGUCUGCUUCCUGAAGAAUUUCCUCCUCAUGGAGCCUCUGGGUAAGAUGAGUGACACAGGAGAGUCGGUGCUGAGUGAAGAAGAAGCCAGGGUGACCUCUAUUCGCUCAUCCAUAAAAGAGCUGCAGGACUCAGUACAGGACCUGUGCAAAGCCACUCUGGACAAAAUCACCAAAAUAGUGAAUCAUGAGCCUGUGGCUUCAACACCCAAUGGUGGAGCAGUAGCAGCAGCAACAGGCACAGCACCCGCUGGUUAUUCUUGUCCGGCCGCUGCUCAAGUUACAGUGUAUGAAUCCAUUACAAUUCCUCCACCUCUGCCGCCUCCACGACCUCAAGUGUGUGAUCCCCCGAGGUUUGGAGGUUCUCUGAAUCAUCAAGCUUCAGCACCACCUGUUCCUCUUCCUCUUCCUUUUCCUCGACCUCGAUCUCAAACAUCUGUAAGAACAGCAACUACAGUUGAAAAUCCAGAAUCAAGAACAAGAGAGGAAAUGUUAAAAUUUCGUUUUGAACCCACCUUGGACCCCAACACGGCGUACCGACACCUAAAGCUGUCAGAUGAUGGUCAUAAAAUCACAAUGCGUUCUGAGAACCUGAACCCGCCGGACCACCCUGAGCGCUUCGUCUUCUGGAGACAAGUCCUCUGCCGAGAGCCCCUGGCUGGGAGCCCUUACUACUGGGAGGUGGAGUGGACUGGCCAGAAGAUCACCAUUGGUGUUGCCUACAAGGAAAUGGAGCGUAAGGGUUCUGAUGACAAAAGCCGUCUGGGCCACAACGCCCAGUCCUGGAGCCUGUACUGGUCUGGAACCGGCUUCUCCUUCUGGCACAACAACCAGGAGAAACUUCUGGGCUCACCCAAAGCCAAGAGGAUUGGCAUCUAUCUGGACCAGCACACAGGGAUUCUGAACUUCUACAGCAUCGUCAACAAACAAGCGUUUCUUAUCCAUCAUCAUGAGACCCAGUUCCACGGGCCGCUGUACCCAGGAUUCAGGAUGUGGGCAGGAAUUGGUGACACAAUGACUAUUUGCCAACUAGACUGA
Molecule: messenger RNA, 1892 nt
Organism: Nematolebias whitei (Rio pearlfish)
Lineage: Eukaryota; Metazoa; Chordata; Actinopteri; Cyprinodontiformes; Rivulidae
Gene: ftr86
Product: finTRIM family, member 86
Exons: 11
Coding region: 39-1892 (617 amino acids)
Molecular function (GO): zinc ion binding; protein binding
Source: RefSeq, a predicted model, not a curated record